This is a messenger RNA of Brienomyrus brachyistius, 7768 nucleotides long. RefSeq names its product adhesion G protein-coupled receptor B2 (gene adgrb2). NCBI's taxonomy places the organism in Eukaryota, Metazoa, Chordata, Actinopteri, Osteoglossiformes, Mormyridae. Gene Ontology annotation, biological process: negative regulation of angiogenesis; cell surface receptor signaling pathway; G protein-coupled receptor signaling pathway. The record is from RefSeq and is a predicted model, not a curated record. Gene Ontology annotation, cellular component: plasma membrane. Gene Ontology annotation, molecular function: G protein-coupled receptor activity.
GUGAGAGAGAAAGAGACAGAGAAGAGAGAGAGAGAGAGAGAGGGCGCGAGUGAGAGAAAGAUAGACACAGCAUCUGCGUGCAGUUAGUGCGGCUAUGUUGGAGUCCUGGCAAGCCCGCUGCACUCGGAAUUAACGGAUAACAGCACAGCCAUCCUAUGCUGCAGAGUUUGAGAAUUUUAUUAUUUUUAAAAUAACGCAUCUGGAAUACAGCAUACGAAAUAAUGGAGACGCAUACUGGAAUUAUUAAACCAUACUUGUUCAGUUUUUGAAUAAAACUGCCCCCUCCAAUUCAUAGGGUGUUUAAACCGUCAAUUAUUUCUUGUUUUUUUCCCUUACGUUGUGUAUGUUUUCUGUUUGUUUUCCUUAUGUUUAUUUUUAUAUUUUAUACGCCUGUUUUUUAAAAUUAUUCUUAGUUGAAUGCGUUUGUCGGAGAUCAGGGGCGCUCCGCCGGUUGCAAGACGGAGGGAAGAUUUGGUGCUGCACCAGUAAAUUAUAUUCACUCUCCUCAACAGAGACGUAUCAGAAAUGGGAAACUUCAAUAGGAUCUUCGGAACAGCACGGAAAAUAAUGAAUAACUACUGCUAACAGCGAUCAGGACAAAUGACAUAGGAUGAACACUGCUGGCCGGCUCUGUCUGUCUGUGCUGUUGUCCCUUCUCGCACUGGCCUGGCCUACGGAGCUGCCGGGUCAGGGUCCCCCCUGCUCCUCGCUUGCGGCAGGGGUGCUGUACGGCUCCUUCUCCCUCAGGGACCUCUUCCCCACCCUGGCCGCAGGCUGCUCCUGGACCGUGGAGAACCCCGACCCCACCAAAUACUCCCUCUACUUCCGCUUCAACCGUCACGCGGGAGCCUGCCUGAGCUUCCAGCCCUCCGUGCUGGCGCUGGACCCCUACCUCGCCAACCAGACGUGUGCCGUCCCGCCGCCUGCCGAGCAGCGCCCCCCAGAGGCCGUGGAGCUGUGUCAGGGCACCGGUGCCCAUACCUUCCUGCAGUUCGACAAGAACUUCGUCCAGCUGUGCCUGGCUGGUGAGCCGGAGCCAGGGGAGGCACCGGUUGGCCCUGAGACCCUUGCGUUCGGCCUGGUGGAGCUGCUACUUGUCAACAACGAGAACUCCAGCCGCUUCACCUGCGCUGUGUUGUGCCGCUGGUUCGAGGAGUGUCUGCACGUGGGUCGCCCUGGCGAGCGCUGCGGCCUCACACAGACAGGCUGUGCCUGCCCCGAUGCGGCCCCGCCCCUUCCGCUACUGCCCGCCACGCCCCACAACGACACAGCCUCAUCUUCUUCGUCCGGCUUCUUCUUGGAGACACCAGACAGCUGCUGUGUCACUGAGCUGCAUUCCAAGAAUGUCAUCGCCGUAGCGCCCAGGGAUGUCAGGCAAGACCGCGAGGAUGAAGACCAGAAGGUGAAGACGCAGAGGCCGAGGUCAGCAGACCAGCCCGGCAUCUUCCAGGCCCAGACAGGCGACCCGGCGGCGGAAUCCUGGUCUCUGUGGAGUGUUUGCUCGCUGACGUGCGGUCAGGGCUGGCAGGUGCGGUCACGGUCCUGUGUCUCGUCACCGUAUGGCACGCUCUGCAGCGGCCCACUGAGGGAGACGCGCAUUUGCAACAACAGCGCCACCUGCCCAGGUGAGCCGCCACGGCAGGCAGUGCAUGGGCUGUGGGAGGAGUGGUCUCCAUGGAGCCUGUGUUCAGCCACGUGUGGGAGGGGCUCUCGGACCCGGAACCGCAGCUGCGUGGCCCCCCAGCAAGGCGGCAAAGCCUGCGAUGGUUCAGACCACCAGUCCAAACUCUGCAAUAUUGCGGUUUGCCCCGUGGAGGGCCAGUGGUUGGACUGGAGCCCUUGGUCCCACUGCAGCGUGACCUGUGACACAGGUACCCAGCAGCGGCAGCGGAGGUGCAGCGUGUCGGUGCACGGCUGGGCCGAAUGCAAAGGGCCGCAUUUCGAGACCUACGAGUGCAUCAACCCAGAAUGCGACAGCGACGGGAAGUGGGGGCCCUGGAACCAGUGGAGCGUGUGUUCCAAGACCUGCGACUCCGGGUGGCAGCGGCGUUACCGCAUGUGCCAGGGCACGGGGGUGCAGGGCUACCCAUGCGACGGCUCCGGGGAAGAAGGACGUACCUGCAAUGACAAGAAGUGCCCAGCGUCUCACGAGAUCUGCAAGGAUGAAUACCUGGUGUCCAUGACCUGGAGAAGAGCCUCAGCAGGAGAAACUGUUUACAACAAGUGUCCAUCAAACGCAACUGGAUCUGCUAGUCGUCGAUGUUUGCUGGACGCUAAUGGAGUUGCUUACUGGGGUCCUCCGAGCUUCGCCCGAUGCGUCUCACUUGAAUAUCGAUAUUUACAUCUAUCGUUACGAGAGCAUCUUGCGAAGGGUCAGAGGACCCUAGCAGCGGAGGGCAUGUCUCAGAUCGUGAGAAGUCUCCUCGAGUUAAUGUCCCGGAAAAAUUAUUACAGCGGCGACCUGUUAUUCUCCGUGGAGAUUCUCCGAAAUGUGACGGACACCUUCAAGCGAGCAACCUACAUUCCAGCUCCCGACGACGUGCAGAAAUUCUUCCAGGUGGUCAGUUAUAUGUUGGACAUUGAAAACCAAGAGAAGUGGGAAGAUGCUCACCAGGUCUCUCCCGGCUCGGCCCUGCUUAUGCGAGUGGUCGAGGACUUCAUCCAUCUGGUUGGCGAGGCACAGAAGGCCUUCCAGAGCUCCCUCUUCUCCACCAACAACCUCAUGAUCACGAUCCAGCGGGAACCGGUCUCGGCUGUCUCCAGCGACAUCAACUUCCCCAUGAAGGGGCGCAGGGGGGUGAAGGAUUGGGCACGCUACUCAGAGGACAAGCUCUUCAUCCCCAAGGAGGUCUUCACCCUGUCCUCUGAAGAAUCAGAUGACACGUCCUACUUUGUGAUAGGUGCCAUCCUGUAUCGCACGCUGGGGCUCAUCCUGCCAGCUCCUGAGAGUCCCCUCGUCAUCAAUUCCAAGAUCCUGACCGUGACGGUCCGGCCACUCCCCAAGCCCACCGAGCCCAUGGUGGUGGUCGAGCUGUCACCGCUGCUCAACGGUACAUCUGAGCCUCACUGUGUGGUCUGGGAUUACAGCAACUUAGAGGCUGGCGUGAAUGCAUGGGACACCGAGGGCUGCCAGACACUCCCCUCGCCGGCGGUCCACACUAAAUGUCUCUGCAGCAAGAUCUCCAGUUUCGCCGUGCUGGCACAGCUGCCUAAGGACCAGGAGGUGGGACCAUCCAGCAUGCCGUCGGUGCCCCUCAUGGUGGGCUGUGGGAUCUCCUUCACGGCCCUGCUCGUCCUGCUCCUAAUCUACGCCGUCUUCUGGAGGUACAUCCGUUCUGAGAGGUCCAUCAUCUUGGUCAAUUUUUGUCUCUCCAUCCUGGCCUCCAACGUGCUGAUCCUAGUGGGACAGGCCCAGACGCUCAGCAAGGGGCUGUGCGCCAUGACUGCGGCCUUCCUGCACUUCUUCUUCCUGGCGUCCUUCUGCUGGGUGCUGACGGAGGCGUGGCAGUCCUACAUGGCCGUCACCGGCAAGAUGAGGUCACGCCUCAUUCGCAAGCGCUUCCUCUGCCUUGGCUGGGGUCUCCCGGCUCUCGUCGUGGCCGUUUCGGUGGGAUUCACCCGAGCCAGGGGCUACGGCACCCCCAACUACUGCUGGCUAUCCCUGGAAGGAGGCCUGCUCUACGCCUUUGUGGGGCCUGCUGCCGUCAUCGUAUUGGUCAACAUGCUGAUCGGCAUUGUGGUCUUCAACAAACUGAUGGCGAGGGACGGCAUCUCGGACAAGUCCAAGAAGCAGAGAGCCGGUCAGCCGCUGGAGUCGCGCAGCCGGUUGCUCCUGAAAUGCUCCAAGUGUGGGGUGAUCUCCAGCACAGCGCUCUCCAGAGCCACCACCAGCAACGCCAUGGCAUCGCUUUGGAGCUCCUGCGUGGUGCUCCCCCUGCUGGCCCUCACCUGGAUGUCGGCCGUCCUGGCCAUCACCGAUCGUCGCUCCACGCUCUUCCAGGUGCUCUUUGCUGUCUUCGACUCGGUGCAGGGCCUGGUCGUCAUCACCGUGCACUGCGCCUUGCGGCGGGAGGUGCAGGACGCAGUUCGGUGCCGCAUGGGCGUGUGCAAGGACGACAGCGAGAACUCACCCGACUCCUGCAAGAACGGCCAGGUGCAGAUCAUGACAGACUUCGAAAAAGACGUGGACUUGGCAUGUCAAACAGAAAGAGGACACCCAUUCAUUUUUAAAGAGGUGAACACCUGCAACCCGGCCACCAUCACGGGCACGCUGUCCCGCAUCUCCCUGGACGACGAGGAUGACCCCAAGCUGGCAGCCCACCAGGAGGGCGGGGUCAACUUCAGCAGUCUCCCCGGCAACAUCCCACCACCUAACCUGCUGGUGCUGCAGCCCCUAGGGGGCCUCAACGAGCUGAGCGAGCAGUCCCGGAAGAAGGAGGUGAAUGUGGAGCAGCAGCACCAGCGGGGGGCGCCAGUCUAUCUCUGUACCGAGAGCGGGCUGGGCUGGGCCAAACCACCAGAGGCGGGGGGCGCUGGUGAGGGGGACUACAUGGUCCUGCCCCGCAGGACUGUCACACUCAAGCCCCCACUUGUUAAGGACGAGGGAAAGUCGCUGAACAUCACUGUGGAUGACCCACCGUUCCCCCCGCCACCCUCGCCCCUGGCCCUGCACCCCGCUGAGAGCGAGGCCUACCCAGACUUUGCGUCGGUGGACCGUAUCAGCACCGGCCUAAACCGCUCUUACGGCACGCUGAAGCAGCUGCCCGCCCACGCGCUGCAGUUCCAGCAGCGCCCCUCCGUACGGCAGAUCCUAGCUUCCGGCACGGUCGAGAGGACCAGAACCCUGCCCCGAAACCUGGGCAGCACCAACACCAACACCAACCUGUCUGCGGGCUCCCUGGAAAGGAAAAGAGUUCGGUACUCUGAGCUGGACUUUGAGAAAGUGAUGCACACUCGCAAAAGACACUCAGAGCUCUACCAUGAACUCAACCACUCCACCAAGUUCCACACCAUAGACAGGUAUAGCAGGGAACCUGCCAGGUCUACCUUCAAGAGGGAAAAGCGAUGGAGCAUUUCGUCUGCUGGAGGUGAAAAGAACUCUUCAAGCAACAAGCCCGAAGACCAACACUCCUGGGACUGUUUGAAGAUCAUGACCUAUGACCACUCAUCCAGGCCUACCGACCAAAAGGAUAGACUGGAGCUCCACAACAAGAACUGGGACGUGCCCUCAGCCAUCACCCCUGACACGUCUGAAGGGGACUUCCAGACCGAAGUCUGAGGCCAGAGACCAAACACACACUCUGACACUCACAUACAGAAAGACUGACCAUGAAUCCCACCUGCACACAGACACAUAAUCAGUCAAAGAUCGAGUCCCUACAGUACUUACACGCGUCAUACAGAUUCACACAUACAUGUGCAUAUAGAGAGAAACUUUUAAUGAGAGGAUGAACAAGGAAAAGAAGACUUCUAUAUUUUCACACAAAAACUUUAAGUAAAGGACUGGGGUUAGCAGAUGGGGAUUUUUUUAAAAAAAAAGAACUUUCUGAAAUGUCUUGAUUUUUCUUCAGAAAGCAUUCUCUUUCACCUAUUUGAUGACGAAAAAAUGAGUAUUUCUGCACCGUUGUUUUAUAGGAAAAACAAAAACAUUUCUCACUGGUUUUGCCCAUGAUUGAGCCGUUUAGAUAUGACUCCCUUCCUCUGUACCUGUUUCCCCCAAUGGAUGAUUCACUUUCUCUCUCACAGAGGUGGGGGAAACAAAAGUUCAUUAAUAAACACCGUCCACUGCUUUUUCUAGCAUUGAAAAACGCUGGUCCACCCACAUCGUGUUUGUGGCUUUUGUUCUCUUUGUGUUGUUUUUGUUUGUUAUUUUCUUCUGUUUUGGUUAAUUUAGCAAAAUGAAAAAAAAAUGGUUAUGUGCCAUGGUCCGUGUCUUUGGUGGGAGUAGUUUGAUGUGUAUCUGUACCGUCUCUUAUGAGGGUCCUACUUGUAGAAAUGUUUUUAUACCGAUAUUUAAGUUGUGUUUCCCCAUGCAUUUUGUCGUAAUGCGCUGGUUUAAAGAAAGAUGUUUGGUGCAUAUUGUCAGUCUGAAUGGAUAUCCACACCAUCUGGCUUACGACAAAAUGCUGAAGAACGUUGACCAUAAAAACAAAAGCGAUUGCCAGAGCGUUGUUUCGACAGAUGGCUUGGUCUCAUCAUUCAUUCUCAUUGGCCCAACCGUGGGAGUGAAUCCUGAGGUAGUUAAAAACAGCCGCAUCGCCCAGUCCACCAGCCAUUGCUCAGAUCGAGCACAUUUCGCUCGUCGAGUCCCUGUAUUUCAGAUGGAGAGUAAGCCGGUUAAAGCUCGGUAUUUCAUUUAUAACUUUUCUUCGUUACUUCAGCUCAGCUGAAAACUCUGACUUGGGAAGCUUGGAAAGCCGUAGAUAAAAUAAAAAAUAAAAAAAAAACACAGGAAGAGGAAUUGCUUUGAAUGUACGGCCAAUGAUGUGACCAGAUGAAUAUGUAUGGCACGAUCCCGGCAACGUCAGCUGGAGGAAGACGGUAACGCAGAAAUAAUGCAGACAGUGAAGACGGCAUGGUGCUGUCCGCUUCCUGGCAGUCAUAUAAAGGCCAAUAUUUUGUUGGUUUGUUACAGCUUAAACUACUAUUUAUUUCAGCUGCAGGGUGUUUCAAAGAAAAGGAGAAGUCAUGUACCUCUACCACUUUGUGCAGCAAGUCUGUCCCAUCUGAGACUCAAGCAUUUGUUCUGGAAAUUUAAUGUAGCAUUAUCAUUGAUUCCAGCAGGUUUACAAAAUGCAACGAUUAGUUUCUGCAUGUUAGUCUAACAUUGUUAUUUACACCAGCCCCGAAGAUGUGCUAGAUGUGAUGAACAGGUAAGUAUGGCCACUUCAAUUCUGCAUCGUCACCAUCGUCCCUGGUGACCAGGGUCACUAUUGUUUGUUUGUUUGUUUGUUUUUUAAUUCUUAUUCUGGUGUUUUUUCCCCCAAGUAACACUUUUUAAAAUUGGUUCCCUGUUUGUAUCUGUUUCUUUAGUCCCUGUUGGCCAUAAUUCUGUUGAAGUCCUGUCAGUUCAGUGCUGGUUGCUUUGGUGAGGGUCACUGCUCGUGAAACGACUGCGAGGUUCAUUAACAGCCUGCCACUCUUCUCGCUGUGAUGGGGAACAGGGCCAUGCCUUCUCGGUCUCUGGUAGCUCCCUGAGGACAUCAGGAAGGCAGCCGGCGUCACGGAUGUCCAGCAGGAACCACUCGGCCUUUCACUCACCCUUGACCCCACUGCAAAGCUGGAAGCCAGAAGCCAGAAGAACUGAACAUCACCAGUGGACUAUUUCUCCAACUUUCAGUCACAUUUUAAUCCAAUUUACUCAACUCCUUCCUUCUGCAGAACAGUAAACGCUGGCCUAUAACAACUUCUGUGGACAAAGUAGAAAUUCCCCCUGGACAUACUGCAUGUCUGAGAAUAUGAGGACUUAACGGAGACCGUGGGAGUCACAGCCUGGCCAGACCUUGGAACAGAUGAAAAACACAGUUUGAUCUGCAUAUAUUCCUAAAGAACUGGGGCAUUGUAGCAUUUCAGCUGUUGACCUUUGAGCUGCAUCAUCUGCCGUAUUUCAUUUGUUGGGUCGUUCCCAUUCGGGCAAUCCCAAUUAAUAUAUUAAAGAUUGCUUGGUCCUUUAACGAAAAACAUCCCAACAUUUUUAUACCCAGGAUCGUGCCCUUAUGUUCUACUGUUUUCAUACAGUGUUUUAUAUGGAAAUAAAUUUUGUAACCGA